Molecule: messenger RNA, 1975 nt
Organism: Punica granatum (pomegranate)
Lineage: Eukaryota; Viridiplantae; Streptophyta; Magnoliopsida; Myrtales; Lythraceae
Source: RefSeq, a predicted model, not a curated record
CCCCCCCCCCCCCCCCCCCCCCCAAGUUGCAGAUUCUCCCCACUUGUAGCCUUUUCCUGUGCAUUUCAUUAUAACCUUCCUCUCCCAAUCUUCACCUCCCGUUGCCUUUGACUCGUUCCUCCCUGCACAAUUCUGCUUUUCUGGGCAUAAAUAUCAUCCACUGAUAGUUCAUGGGCACGUUCUUCAUCUCUUGUUCUUGCUGAUCUUGGCAGUCUUUCAACUCGGGGGCCUAAGCGAUGGGAUUGGGAGGAGAAGCGAUGACCAAAUUUGAAGCUGACUAUCAAGUCAGUUUUGGGUAUAAUUGCGGUGACUAUAAUGCUGCAGGUCUCACUGGGGUCUCCAAAGGAGUCAACAUCCCUUGGAAGAACAGCAAGAUACAAAGGACCAGCAGCUUCUCUUGCCUCUCCGGGGCAGCCCUAAGUGCCAAUGCAACCUUAGCAAACACAAACAUCUUGAACGGGCUAAUCGGGGAAGAGAUACUACCGGUAUGGGAUUCCCCGAACUCAUUCCGCAGAGUCCCCUCUUCUCCAACCCUGUCAAAGUUAGACAUGCUUUCAUCUUCCCUCCAGAGCAGUAUUUCGAACUUGAGCUGCAGCCCGUCUUACCAUAGCGACUCUCUCGUGAAUGACUCUUAUUCAUUCAAGCCCAUGAGUGCUCCUUCGAGGAGUGAAGGGUUUCUUGGGGCUAUGGAGUUACAGGUGGCAGGUGGAGCAGCUGGUGAAGACAGGGUACAAGCCGUCUGCUCUGAGGAGAAUGGAUCUCUCUUUUGUGCAAUUUAUGACGGGUUUAACGGAAGGGAUGCUGCCGAUUUUCUUGCUGGGACUUUCUAUGACACAAUCACCCAAAAUUUAAAUGCCGGUGGGCCGUUCCCCUACAUCCUGGACGGUAACAAUAAUGAGAUCAAUCGGUCAGAGUUCGAUAAUAUGCUUGAGGACUCCUCCCAUUUCCAGCAGGGAAUCCUCGAUUCCCUACAUCGAGCUCUGAAUCAGGCUGAGAACGACUUCCUGCACAUGGUCGAGCAGGAAAUGGAUGAUCGUCCUGAUUUAGUUUCAGUAGGUUCUUGUGUUCUAGUAGUGCUUCUUCAAGGGAACAACUUGUAUACCCUCAACCUCGGAGAUAGCAGAGCCAUUUUGGCGACGUAUGGAGAGUCCGAUGAUAUUAAGGGGGAGAAGGAACUGAUAGCUGUUCAGCUCACUGACAGUCAUACUGUUGAUAAUGAAAUUGAAAAAGCCCGAGUACUCUGUGAACACCCCGAUGACCCAAAGACAAUUGUGAUGGGUAGGGUGAAAGGGAAGUUGAAGGUCACCCGUGCCUUUGGAGUCGGGUACUUGAAGAAGGAAAACUUGAAUGAUGCGCUGAUGGGCAUUCUCCGAAUCCGAGACCUCAAGAGCCCUCCGUAUAUCUCCACUGAACCAUCGCUGAAUGUUCACAAGAUAUCCAAAGACGACCACUUUGUCGUGGUUGCAAGUGACGGUCUGUUUGAUUUCUUCAGCAACCUGGAGGUCGUGAUGCUCGUCCACUCCUGUAUCCUCAAUGAUCCUUCCGCUGAUCCUGCGAAAUUCCUGCUGGAGCAACUUGUUGCAAGGGCAGCUAAAAACGCUGGUUUCAGUAUGGAAGAGCUGAUGAAUAUUCCAGCUGGGCGGAGGAGGAAGUAUCAUGAUGAUGUGACUGUCAUGGUGAUCAUUCUUGGAACAAAUCAACGGACCUUGAAAGCAUCUACUUGGAUUUGAAUAGGCCGAAUUGUUAGUCGUAGAUUCUCCAGUUAUGGGCAUCAGCUUAAUUUGUUAGUUUCUUGUUGCAAUUCAUAUUCUUCUUUCAAAUCGAAGAAUGAAUCCUGCAAAUGUAUAUAGACAUAUGAUCGAGACUUUUGUUCGAUCAGCAAGAAGUCCAUCCUGUAUGUAAAUAACAAGGGUGCGAUGAUUCUUCUCUACAUGGAGUGGAGGAGAUAAGUACUUAAAGAAUGCCAUUGGAAGUA